Engraulis encrasicolus (European anchovy) is the source of this 1399-nucleotide messenger RNA. RefSeq names its product glutamic acid-rich protein-like. Lineage: Eukaryota; Metazoa; Chordata; Actinopteri; Clupeiformes; Engraulidae. Bases 286 to 1293 code for a protein of 335 amino acids. The record is from RefSeq and is a predicted model, not a curated record. The transcript has 3 exons.
AGCCUACAUAUUAAUUUAUUUCAACUCAAUAACCUUCCAUGAAUAGUAGGUGAAAACCAAUGGCCAUAAACUGCCAAAAAUGAGUGAUCUGGGCAGCACAGUAUGAACAUUCUAAAAGGCUUUGUUCCUGAGAUUCAAACCAAAACCAUAUUGCCAUGACAAUAUCCCAUAGAAUGUUUACUUUAGAACUCCAGACUAGAAUUUUCAAACUAGAAUCUUCAGUAAUUUAGCAAAGAUCAGCUCAGUCUGACUUGAGACACCAAAGAGAACAGCUGCUUUUUAACCAUGAGACUUCAAGAUUUUUUCUGCUGCUGCCUACCUGCUCCUGGACAGAACAUUGAUGAUGAUCAGAAAUCAAGGAGCACUAAGGUAGACAACAGCAACAAGAAGAAAUCUGGCAAAGGAAUUUGGAAGAGACUGGCUAACCCAAGCAAGAAAAAACUAAGAAAAGAGGCCAAGCAACUGAGAAAUCAAAUGGCCGAUAGAAAGAGGAAGGAGGUCCAUGUGAUGGACAUUAUCUCUGAAUAUGAAGAAGAACCCGUGAAGGCCCCACGUCCACGUCCAGUGAAGUGGGAGACUCUUUAUGAGAAUGUGGAGGAUAUCAGGAUUGAGAACAUGGUCUUGCACAAGGCCUGGGUCCAUGCUACCCAGCACAGCAAGGAUGCUGUCAGCCCAGUAAUACAUGUGGGGAUGCCUGAAGAAGACACAGCACGGGCCAAGGCUGAGAUUCCACUCAGUAUUGACCUGCUGGAGUCUGUCUAUGCCAACUUGUCCCCUGGCAUUGACAUGGAUCUACUGCGUCACCUGGAGCAACUCUCCAAGGAUUUGUCCAAAGGAGAUAACAGCGGAGGUGAUCAGCCUUCUCAGGCCAGUGAGAGCCCUGUGCUGAUCCCCAACGCUGGAGACCGAGAGCUGGUGCAGAAGCAUCUGACCAUCCAUGAGGAGGAUGAGAAGGAGAAGGAGAAGGAGAAGGAGAAGGAGAAGGAGAAGGAGGAGGAGGAGAAGAAGGAGAAGGAGAAGGAGAAGGAGAAGGAGAAGGAGAAGGAGAAGGAGGAGGAGGAGAAGGAGGAGAAGGAGAAGGAGAAGGAGAAGGAGAAGGAGAAGGAGAAGGAGGGUGCUCUCUUGGAGGAGGAGAGGAGGCUGCAGCUGCUGACUUGGUUCCAACAAGGAGGACUGGAUGUUUUCAAUACAGCAACAGCAGCAGCAGCCCAGAUGAAAUAUAUUGUGGCACUAUUGCUUAGCAAUUUUUUCAUGCUAAUGAUGCACAAGCUAUAUUCAUUCAUCAACAUUUAAUAAUAUUAUUGAUUUAGUGUACUAGUCCAAUAUUAUAUUUUUAUAUUCAAAAAUAGCAAAAUUGAUAUCAGGUAUUUUAAUUACAAUAAAUGUUAUUCAUAAUCUA